AUAAAUAGUUAGGGCCUACCUACAAAUGGAAAUUCUUAAUUUCGAGGGGAAAUGAAAGUUUGGCUGAGGAUACAAAAUUCCAAAUAUUUUAGCUUUGCAGUUUUAGAGUAAACGUUUCGUCUUCAUAAAAGAACUUUGUUUGCUUGACUAUCCUACACUGAGAUAAUCAGGAUAUAGUCUAUAAAUAGAACAGAGAAGUAGUGGAAAGCAGAGAUUAUAACAUCAGAAUGACUUUGAAAUGGACAAAGGUUUCCAAGCAUCAUUAGAUAAAUUUGUGCUGCUUUCCCAGGCUGAGGCAGAUUCACUGAAAAGUAGAGCCAAGGGAGCACAAAAUCUUAACCUCCAUCUUCAAGAAAAUGACAUUGAACUACGCAGGGAAAGAAAGCGAUCAAAAGAGUUGGAGAAACUCCUUCUAGACGCUCAUAAACAUAUUGGAGAAUUGACUCUUAAACAGAAACAUGGAACUUGUGAAGAGAGACCUGACAAAAAUGAGAGUAGUGGACCAGGUAUCAUCUGUCUCACAGCUUGUUUCGUCUAAUCCACUGACAUCUGAGUCCAGCCUCCAGAUAGAUGGAGGUCCUGUUUCCUAUAACGGAAGCUUAACCAAGAGCACAUCUAUUCAUCAAGUCAUACCUCAGGGUAAGGCACACCAGGUCACAUACCCAGAGCCUCGUAUAUUCAAGUUUGGAAACGAAAUAAACUUAAAACCAAGCCUUAAAGAAAACUUGGAUUCCAAGAUGAAGGGAAAUCUGAUGGAUGAGUCAAGAUGUGGCUUUGACACCAAAGAUUCUGUUAAAGAGUCUGUAGCUGGAGUCUCAGUUCAGUACUUCAACAAUUUAAAAAUGGAAUUGAUAAAAACAAAGAAACAACUACAACGUGUUCUUCAGCAGACCCAUACAGAUUUAAAUCAAGUUGAGAUGCAAAGACACAUCCAUCAAAAGAUGGGAGCUUUAGAAGAGCAGUUUAAAGGUGUGAAAAAAGAAAGAGAUAUGUUAUUGGAGGAGGUGAAAAGUCUCAAAACCAAUCUUACCUUUUACAAGACAAAACUUCAUCAAAACAUAGAGGGAGCAACUAUCAACAGCGAGCCAAGUGAUUCCUUGUCUUCAGGCUGCCUGUACAACUCCAGAAUGUCAGAGAUGUCUGACAGUGCUUGUCAGACAAGUCCCUUCCUGAGACCAUUGGUGUCCAGUAAUAGGAGCAACGGCAAUAACUUGAACACUGAAGACAAUGUCACUGAAAAACAUAUGACAGAUAAGAGAAUGUCACCUGAUCCACAACAAGUGAUGAAGGACUCUCAUAAUCAGAUACAGAGACUGACAAGACAGCUGGAGGAUCAACAGCUCCUUAAUGAACAGAUCAUCAAAGAGAAUAAGGAUAUAAAGAAGUCAUACCAGCAGCUCCUUAAGAGUGUUCAAGAUAUGGAGCGGCAUCAGGAACAGACAGAUCUGAAAACCAAAAUAAUGCAACUUGAGAAAGAAAAUGUGAAAAUCAAGAAACUGAUCGCUGAAUAUGAAGAAGACAACAACCAAUUUUUAUCUAUGAUUGAAGUUAUCCAGAACAACUUAUGUAAGGAAAAAGACAGAGCGAUGCAGCUUGAGGCCACUCUAAGAGAGGAACAGCGAUGUCAUGGACUCAGCAAACACAACCUCUACGGCAUGUAUGGUACCCUUAAAACAAAGUAUGAUCGACUUGCACAUCAGAAGAACUUGCUUGAACAAAGGUUGGCUAAUUCAUCAACUGGAGGUGCCCGACAUGUAGUCAUGGAAUCAGGAGGAAGCCCAGAUAGAUUAAUUACACCACAAUCUUCCACAGAGUCGGAUCCCACCCUGCCUACUGAAGAAAUCCACAUUUAUGAGAAUGUUGCUAGGACAUUUGAACCAUUACGAAAUCCGCCAGUUGACAAUAGGCUUCAACAUAUUCCUGUUUCCUCGGGCGAUCCUGAUCGGAUUGUGUCUGUCCGGGAGCCCGUGGAAUCAACACAUCCAUAUGAUGAUGACCUGUCACAAAACAGAUCAAGCACUCCUCAAAGUAAUUUGCCAGUCAGUAACCCUUCGCAGUAUCUUUGUAAACGAUGUUUAAAUGAGUUUGAUGUGGAAAUGGAUUUUCUCUGCCAUAUUGAAAAAUGUCUGAUUGAUUAACAUUUAUAUUAAAACAUGCCUGCUUUAUUCUGAAUAGAAUGUGUUUAGCUGAUAAUCACACAUGAACUUUGCAGAUUUCACAAACAACCUAAACUUUUAUAUUUUUCAAGUUAAGUCUGAAAAGUUCUGCUUAUCAUGUGUGUAAAAAGUUAGUUUGGCUUUAAGGUCACUUGAGACAGACCUAUUGAGAUCACAUUUUGUCCGUGGUGUUUCAUAAACAAUCAAUAUUUUUGACUUCUUAUUAACCAAUGAAUGGAUUUUUUUAUUAAACUAGCCAAAAAGAUUCUUUGUGGAAAGUAUCUUGCGUUGUUAAAAUUAUGUCACUUCUCUCCCUAGGGGUUGAUAUGGGAUUUUGAAAAGAGGAUCAUUUUUUAAUUCUUUAUCAUCGUCUUCUGUUGUUAUGGAAACAGCACAGUUAAAUGGAAUUUGCAGUAGAUACCUUAGGAAUCAGAAUUGUCCAAGCCAAGCCACUGGGGUUGUCCGUUUGAUCCUGUGGAGAGGAUGCAAUUUACUGUUACUGAAGUUCAUAUACAAAAAUCACAUCUUUAGCCAUCAUAUGAAUUGCCUUUGGAGAGAUUUCAAACUUAAGUUUUAAUAGAAGAAUCUGUUUGGGAUGGCAGUUUAAUGGUAAAUAUAUACAUAAAGGCACUGUUUGGGAAUCCCUUCUGGUUGUGUCUUUCAAUGUUUUUGAUUGGGUAAUAUUUUUGGGAUGUGUUAUUCUUAAUUACAUUACCUGUACACCACUCAACGGUCUAUAUGGAGUGAUAAAACACUGCAUGUGCAUUUAGAGGCAUAUAACUAAACUUAGCUAUAAAGCUGUUUCUGCAUCUUUCUAUUCCUUUAGAGUCUGGUAUGUAGGAAUACAUUUUGGCCUCAAUAAGACCUCUAAAUUAUUUCGUAUUUGGUGGUAUUUUCCAAUUGUAGGCAUGAUGUUGUCAGUAAUCCCAUUUUUUAAUUUGGGUGGUAAUUUUUUAUUAUAGACAUGAUAUAGUCGGGCCAUUACUGUGUAUAUUUAUCCGGAGGGUUGGCCACUGGGUGGGCAUCUUGAUACGAGAUAUAUAGGGGAUAUUCACUUGUGAAAAUAUCAAUAUUCUGUCAUAUUCUUGAAAUAUAUUUUAUAUUAACCGGGAAAGUAUUCAGUUUUCUUUUUAUUGCAUUUUAUUUACUUAAAAACAAAUUUAAAAACAUCAAAAAUUAAAAGUGUCAAAAAGUGUGGGAAUUAACACAAUUCAUGAUGUCAUCUCUUUGUGACGUUACUCCACGUCAACUUGACGGCGCCAUAUUGAAAGGACUGAUUAAAGCAAUUAAAGCGUUUUCUGCUGUUAUCGCAGAAUCUGCAUGAAUAGCUUACGUCAAGUGAGUAUUUUGUCAAAAACUAGUCUGAAUACUUCAGAAAUACAGCAAAAUAACCAAUUUAACUAUCUUCGCUUCGACUGGAAAUAUCGGCAAGUAUCAAUGAGGUGAAUACCAAGGUUUACUCUGAUUGGUCAAAAACGAAAAACUUCUAUUUUCACUCUACAAUCUUAUAUUUUCACUGCUCAUCGCUGCGGUGAAAAUAUAAGUUUAUUAGUUUGAUAAAUUUCCAAAUUUCACUGGCAAAAAUGCAAUAAAAAGGUCUCUCGCAUGGUUUAAGUACAUUAGCAUUGUGUGUAUAUACUUUGUCAUCAUGUUUCAUCUUUAAAUCACUAUUGCAGUAUGUACAUAAUAAAAACUGGAACUUUA
Pecten maximus is the source of this 3860-nucleotide messenger RNA. RefSeq names its product centrosomal protein of 55 kDa-like. The transcript is spliced from 7 exons. The record is from RefSeq and is a predicted model, not a curated record. NCBI's taxonomy places the organism in Eukaryota, Metazoa, Mollusca, Bivalvia, Pectinida, Pectinidae. Bases 459 to 2138 code for a protein of 559 amino acids.